Messenger RNA from Selaginella moellendorffii, 936 nucleotides. RefSeq names its product calcium/calmodulin-dependent protein kinase type 1. Gene Ontology annotation, molecular function: ATP binding; protein serine/threonine kinase activity. Gene Ontology annotation, biological process: protein phosphorylation; mitotic DNA damage checkpoint signaling. Bases 1 to 936 code for a protein of 311 amino acids. Gene Ontology annotation, cellular component: cytoplasm; nucleus. The record is from RefSeq and is a predicted model, not a curated record. The transcript has a single exon. NCBI's taxonomy places the organism in Eukaryota, Viridiplantae, Streptophyta, Lycopodiopsida, Selaginellales, Selaginellaceae.
AUGGUGGCGUGCGAGUUUGGGGAGGACGACUGUGGUGAGCUCCUCAAGCUGUACAGGCGGGGUGAGAAGCUGGGAUCUGGCGGCGAAGGGCAGGUCUAUUUGUUGAGUGCUCGUCGCAGGGCUGGCAAGAAGUAUGCGGGGAAAUUGGUUGAAUCGAUGAGGAAUGGCGAGAACGAAGCUCGGCUCAUGUCUAAGCUUCGCGUCUGCCCUGGAGUCGUCGCCUUUGAGGAUUUUGUGAGGGAGAGAGAGGGCGGGAGGUGCUAUGGGACCAUCGUGAUGGAGCUUUGCGGCCCUAGCUUGGCAGAGCGAUUGAUCCAUGGAGGGGCAGUGACUGAGGAAGAAGCAGCCAAGACUAUUAAAACGCUAGCAGAGACACUCAAGUGGAUGCACUCGAGAGGGGUCGUCCACCGCGAUCUCAAGCCUCACAACAUCUUUGAGAGGCUCAACGCCACUGCAGUGGACGAAGUGGUGAUUGGAGAUUUUGGCAUGGCCACGGACAAGCAGUGGGAUAUGCGGCAGUAUUGUGGAACAGCAAAGUACAUGGCACCCGAGGUGGUAGCGGUGAAGAGUGAUGGAGCCCGAGGACCACGAGCGAGUUACACGGCGGCCGUGGACGUGUGGGGGCUGGGAGUCAUUGCGUACGAGCUGCUGAGUGGGUAUCGAUCGAGAGUCGAAUUUGAUUUUUUGAGAGCCGGAGCAUUCCCGAGUGAUUUGGCAUCAUGUGAAGCAGAGGAUCUCAUCCAGGGAAUGCUAGCUGUGGAGCAGAGCAAGAGGGUGACUCUAGAUGCUGUGCUUGCACAUCCCUGGAUCGUCAAGCAUUGUGGUAGUGGGGAGAUCUUAACAGCAAUGCCACACAGGAGGAGGCAUUGCGGAGUAAAAAGGAAGUUUUCUAGCACUGGUGGGGAUGUGAUCGUGAAAAAAAUUCUCGCAGGAUAG